Brachypodium distachyon (stiff brome) is the source of this 342-nucleotide messenger RNA. RefSeq names its product pollen-specific leucine-rich repeat extensin-like protein 3. The record is from RefSeq and is a predicted model, not a curated record. NCBI's taxonomy places the organism in Eukaryota, Viridiplantae, Streptophyta, Magnoliopsida, Poales, Poaceae. The transcript has a single exon. The coding region runs from base 1 to 342 and encodes 113 amino acids.
AUGGACUGGAUAUUAACCGGUCCGGCGCCGCCCAUGCUCGGGGAAGAAGACGACUUCGAGGCCGCCGUGGCUCCGCCCCCGCCGCCGUUGUACUGCCCGAUCCAUGGAUUCGGGCCGUGCCCGACGAGGGACGGCACGGCGCCGCCCCUCCCGUCCCCGACUCUGCCCGCGCACUCGGCCGAGGACGCCGCUGCACCCACGCCUCCAGCCGUCGACUCCGCUCCACCACCUGUCGAUGACGGCGAGGUCCUCCACGCCGUUCACCCGGAGGCGAGGCGCCUCCUCCGAAAGUUCGCGGCCGCCAUGGCCCUCAACCACGCCGGUCCGGCCACCGGUGGGUGA